AUGAAACACCAUCACUGUCACCAUCUCCACUAUGGUAUCGACAUCACCCUCUGCAACCCAUUAACUGCAUCACGGUCCCUAGUAGCGCAACUUUACGACCAUCACAUUAAGGCAAAUCUAUUUCUAAAGUCGUUACCACCAGCAUCACGACAACCACAAGUGCAGGCAUUAGCAUUACCACCCCUUUCGCAGGCCUGUGGCAACCACAAGCAACAGCAAUGCCACCCUUACCAUUCCAACUACCAUUCAAAUCCACGGCCAACGACGACAACAACCACAACUACCGGCAUUACCUCUCCCGCCCUAACCACCCUACCACCACCACCAACCCACCACGACCACGAGAAGCCGAGCCCGGACGACCUCACGUUCCAAGACCAGGCAGCGUCGGCGGGCGUUGGGUUCCCCUCAGCCCAGACGGGCGGUGGGUUCCCCUCAGCCCAACGGGCUUGGGUUCCUCAGUCCAGCGGGCGUAAGGUUCCCCUCAGUCCCAGCGGGACGUGGGUUCCCCUCAGCCACGAGCGGGCGUGGGGUUCCCCUGCAGUCCAGCGGCGUGGGUUCCCCUCAAGUCCAGCGGGCGGUGGUUCCCUCAGUCCAGGCGCGGCGUGGGUUCCCCUCAUUCCAGCGGGGGGGUUCCCUCAGGUCCAGCGGCCGUGGUUUUCCCCUCAGUCCAGCGGGCCGUGGGUUCCCCUCAGCUCCCAGCGGCGCGUGGUUCCCCUCAGUCAGCGGGCGUGGGGUGUCCCCUCAGUCAGCGGGGCGUGGGUUUCGCCCUCAAUUCCAGGCGGCGCGUGGUUCCCCUCAGACCAUCGGGCGUGGGUUCCCUCAGUCCAGCGGGUGGUUUCCCUCAUCCAGCGGGUGGGUUCCCCUCAUUCCAGCGGGCGUGGGUUCCCUCGAUCAAGCGGGCGUGGGUCACCUCGAGAUCGCAGCGGGCGUGGGUUCGCCUCAGCUCCAGCGGUUGUGGGUUCGACCCUAGUCCAGCGGGUGUGGGUCCCUCAGUCCCAUGGACGUGGGUUCCUCAGUCCACGGCGUGGGUCCCCUCAGUCCAGGUCGGCGUGGGUUCCGCCUCAGAUCAGCGGGCGUGGGUUCCUCAGUCAAGCGGUGUGGGUUUCCCUCAUUCCAGCGGGUGUGGGUUCUCAGUCCAGCGGACGUGGUUCCCCUCAGUCAGCGGGGUGGUUCCCAUCAAGUCAGCGGGCGUGGGUUCCCCUCAUUCCAGGCGUGGUUCCCCUCAGUCAGAGGCCGUGGGUCCCUCAGUCCGCGUGGGUUUCCCCUCAGCCGCGGGCGUGGGUCCCUCAGUCAGCGGGCAUGGGUUCCCCAUCCACGGGCGUGGGUUCCCCUCAGUCAGCGGGCGUGGUUCUCAGCCAGGGUGUGGGUUCCCUCAGUCAGGUGCGUGGGUUUCCCUCAGUCAGCGGCCGUGGUUCCUCUCAGUCAGCGGUGUGGGUUCCCUCAGUCGAGCCGGGCGUGGGUUACCCUCAGCCCAGCGGGCGUGGGUUUUCCCCUCAUAGCUGGGGGGUCUCACCCAGCGGGCGUGGGUCCUUCUUCAGGGGCGUGGGUUCUCAGUCCAGCGGUGUGGGUUCCCUCAGUCAGCGGGCUGUGGUUCCUCACUACAGUCCAGCGCGGUGUGGGUCCCCUCUAUUCCAGCGGGUGUGGGGUUCCCUGCCAGUCCAUUGCGGCGUGGGUUUCCCUCAGCCAGCGGCGUGGGUUCCCCUCAUUCCAGGGGGUGUGGGUUCCCCUCAUCCAGCGCCGUGGGUUCCCUCAUUCCAGCAGGGUGGGUUCCCUCAGUGCAGCGGGGUGGUUCUCCCUCAGUCCAGGGCGUGGUUCCCCUCAGUAAGCGGGCGUGGGGUUCCCUCAGUCCAGCGGGCGUGGGUCAUCUUCUUCCAGCCGGGCGGUGGGUUCACGCUCAGGCCAGCGGGCGUGGGUUACCCUCAAGCCAGCGGGCGUGGGUCCCUCAGUAGUGGGCGUGGGUUCCCUCAGAGCGGGCUUGGGUUCCCUCAGUCCAGCGGCGUGGGGUUCCCCUCAGUCAGCGGGCUGGGUCACUUCUUCCAGCGGGCGUGGGUUCCCUCAUCCCAGCGGUGUGGUUCCCCUCAGCCAGCGGGCGUGGUUCCCUCAGUCAGCGGGCGUGGUCACCUUCUCACAGCGGGCGCGCGGGCGUGGUUCCAUCAGCCAGAGGCGUGGUUCCCUCAGGCCCAGCGGGCGUGGGUUCCCUCAGCCCAGGGGCCGUGGGUUCCCCCUCAGCCCAGCGGGCGUGGGUUCCCCUCAGCCCAGCGGGCGUGGGUUCCUCAGCCCAGGGCGGUGGUUCCCUCAGCCAGCGGGCGUGGGUUCCCCUCAGCCCAGCGGGCGUGGGUUCCCAGCGGGCGUGGUUCCCCUCAGCCCAGCGGGCGUGGGUCUCCCCCUCAGCCCCAGCCCGGGCGUGGGUUCCCCUCAGCCCAGCGGGCGUGGGUUCCCCCUCAGCCAGGCGGGCGUGGGGUUCCCCUCGCCAGCGGGCGUGGGUUCCCCUCAGCCCAGCGGGCCGUGGGUUCCCCUCAGCCAUUGGGUUCCCUCAGCAGGCGGGCCGUGGGUUCCCCUUUCAGCUCCCAGCGGGCGUGGGUUAACCUCCCCAGCGGGAGCGUGGGUUCCCCUCAGCCCACGUUGGGUUUCCCCUCCAGCCCAGCGGGCUUGGGUUCCCCUCAGCCCAGCGGCGUGGGUUCCCUCCCCCCUCAGUCCAGCGGGCGUGGGUUUCCCUUCUCACAGCGGGCGUUGGGUUCCCUCAGCCCAGCGGGCUUGGUUCCACCUUCCCAGCCCCAGCGGGCGUGGGUUUCCGCCUCCCAGUUAGCGGCGUGGUUCCCCUCAGCCAGCGGCGUUGGGUUCCCCUCAGCCCAGCGGGCGUGGGUUCCCCCUCAGCCCAGGGGCGUGGGGGUUCCCACUCAGCCCAGCGGGCAUUUGGGUUCCCCUCAGCCAGCGGGCGUGGGUUUCCCCUCAGUCCCAGCGGGCGUGGGUUUCCCCUCAGCCCAGCGGGCGUGGGUUCCCUCAGCCCCCGCGGGCGUGGGUCCCCUUCUUUCCAGCCGGGCGUGGGUUCCCUCAGCCAGCGGGCGUGGGUUCCCCUCAGUCCAGCGGGCAAGCCCCUCAGGCCAAACAUGGGGUUUCCCCUCAGCCCAGCGGGCGUGGGUUCCCCUCAGCCCAGCGGGCGUGGGUUCCCCUCAGCCCAGCGGGCGUGGGUUCCCCUCAGCCCAGCGGGCGUGGGUUCCCCUCAGCCCAGCGUGGUUCCCCAGCCCAGCGGGCGGGGUUCCCCUCAGUCCAGCGGGCAUUCCCCUCGACCGGGCAAGAUCUGGAAGAACUUCAUCCUUUUUGGGAGGAUUGGGCGAUUCCGGCUCCCUGGAAGCUGCCUUUGAUUUAAAAGAUAAAUUCGAGAGAGGAAGUAGACCAUUUUGUGUGGCCAGGGAGAGGGGAGUGGUGGCACGUCUAGUCUGCACCGUGGCGCUAGAGGGACCGGCGGGGAGCUGCUGGGCAAGAUUCAUCCUGCGCAAUUCAGUCGCACAUCGCCGGCUAUCCGAUGAGCCGGAAUGGGCAUUCCUCUCACUCAUCCAUGCGGGGCGACGUCUCGCCACCGACGCGCCGCAGAAGCCUCCGGCGUGUCGUGCUGCGAGAGUGCGCGGCGAGGUGAGGGAGGUUGCUCGACGCACCACCAGGCGUCUUGCACUCAUGCUACAGGUUGUUUGA
This is a messenger RNA of Penaeus vannamei (Pacific white shrimp), 3693 nucleotides long. Lineage: Eukaryota; Metazoa; Arthropoda; Malacostraca; Decapoda; Penaeidae. The record is from RefSeq and is a predicted model, not a curated record.